GUUGGACAUGUAUGUGCUGUUGCCGUUCAAGUUCAGCCAAUAAAAGGUUAUGAAAAAUGUCCAACGAACAUUUAAUUUCAUUUAUUCGUUUAUCGCUAAAAAAAAAGAACUCCUCAAGUAGCCUACACAGACCGUACAUGCCAUGGUGUCAUUGUCACGGACCCUGAUCCCAAACAAUGCUGAAGCGAAACCAGCGGGCUUUUGCGUUAUUUCUCAUUGCGAAGGAUUCAUACUAUAAACCCCCAAGAGGGGGCGAUGGAGGGCAGAAUUUAAACCUUGACGAGUGAAGAAGGGUUGUCCGAAACCGUCGGUCCCGUCACUCAAUUGUCCCAGCGAGCAACUGGAAGUGCAGAGCAUGGCUUUAAACCUCACCAUCAAUCCCAGCAACCCGCCUCUGGGGGCAUUGUUGGCAGCAGAGCAUGUAAAAGGGAGUGUGAAUUUGUCAGUAGAGGAGGGCAAGGACACAAAGCUUCAUGUGUCUGAUACGGUCCAGUUCAGUGAUGUGAACUCCAUCACACGCUACCUGGCCAGGGUGGCCCCUGCCAUGGGCCUUUAUGGAGCCAAUAUGAUGGAGCAGACAGAGGUGGACCACUGGCUGGAGUUCAGCUCUCGCCGUCUGUGUAGUCAGAAAGGCCUGGCCCUGGCUCUGGGGGAGCUGGAGAAGGCUCUGUCCCUCAGGACCUUCUUGGUGGGUCAUGCCUUGACCCUGGCCGACCUCUGCGUGUGGGCUGCACUCAAAGGGAACACAGAGUGGUCCGGCCAGGCCAACGCCUUCUCCCACGUCAACCGCUGGUUCUCCUUCCUGGGCGCCCAGGGGCUCUUUGUGGAUGUGGGCAAGAAAUGGGCCAAUAGCAAAGCUCCACCUCGCAAAGCCAACUCUGAGGAGAAGAAGCAAGAUCUGGGGAAGUUUGUGGAGUUGCCGGGCGCGGAGAUGGGCAAGGUGGUGGUCCGCUUCCCCCCGGAGGCCAGCGGGUACCUGCACAUCGGCCACGCCAAGGCAGCCCUCCUCAACCAGCACUACCAGGUCACCUUCAAAGGCAAACUCAUCAUGCGCUUCGACGACACCAACCCGGAGAAGGAGAAGGAGGACUUUGAGAAGGUGAUCCUGGAGGACGUGGCCAUGCUGCAGAUCACCCCGGACCAGUUCACCUACACCAGCGACCACUUCCCCGUCAUCCUGAAGAUGGGCGAGCAGCUGCUGACCGAGGGCAAGGCCUACAUCGACAACACGCCGCCGGAGCAGAUGAAGCUGGAGCGCGAGCAGCGCACAGAGUCUGCGAACCGCAGCAACUCGGUGGAGAAGAACUUGAAGAUGUGGGCCGAGAUGAAGGCGGGGUCGGAGGCCGGGCAGUGCUGCUGCAUGAGGGCCAAGAUCGACAUGGCCUCCAACAACGGCUGUCUGAGGGACCCCACCCUCUUCCGCUGCAAGAACGCGGCCCAUCCCCGCACAGGCACCACAUACAAGGUGUACCCGACCUACGACUUCGCCUGCCCCAUCGUGGACAGCCUUGAGGGGGUGACCCACGCCCUGAGGACCACCGAGUACCACGACCGCGACGACCAGUUCUACUGGGUGAUCGACGCGCUGCGCCUCCGCAAGCCCUACAUCUGGGAGUACGCCCGGCUCAACCUCAACAACACGGUGCUGUCCAAGAGGAAGCUCACCUGGUUCGUGGACCAGGGCUACGUGGACGGAUGGGACGACCCACGCUUCCCCACGGUCAGAGGAGUGCUGAGGAGGGGUAUGACGGUGGAGGGCCUCAAGCAGUUCAUCGCAGCCCAGGGUGGAUCCAGAUCCGUAGUGAACAUGGAGUGGGACAAAAUCUGGGCCUUCAACAAAAAGGUUAUUGAUCCAGUAGCUCCCAGAUACACAGCCCUCUCCAAGUCCUACGUGGUUCCUGUAGCGGUCUCUGACGCGGUGGAGGAGAUGAAGAUGGCUGCUAAACAUCCCAAGAACGCCGAGGUCGGGAUGAAGGAGGUGUGGUACGGACCCAAGGUUCUGGUGGACGGAGCCGACGCCGAGACCUUCUCCGUGGGAGAGGUGGUCACCUUCAUCAACUGGGGCAACCUCAUCAUCACCAAGAUCAACAAGGACGCCGGCGGGAAGGUGUCCUCCCUGGAGGCCCGUCUGAACCUGGAGAACACAGACUUUAAGAAGACCACCAAGAUCACGUGGCUGACGGACACCCAGCGAGCGCCCCUGCUGCCCGCCGUCUGCAUCAACUACCUGCACCUCAUCACCAAGCCCGUCCUGGGCAAGGAGGAGGACUUCAAGGCCUUCAUCAACAAGGAGAGCAAGCUAGAGGAGCAGAUGCUCGGAGAUCCUUGCUUGAAAGACCUGAAGAAAGGUGACAUCAUUCAGCUGCAGAGGCGGGGCUUCUACAUCUGCGACCAGCCCUAUGAGCCAAUUAGUCCCAACAGCUGCAAGGAAAGUCCUUGUGUGCUGCUCUACAUCCCUGAUGGCCAUACCAAGGAGAUGCCCACCUCCGGCUCAAAGAACAAAGCCCAGAUCCCCAGCAGCAAGCCUGCCUCCGCUGGAAAGGUAAAGAGAGAAGCGCCAGCCUCAUCCCCGGCCCCGACCCCAGCCCAAGCAGGAGACGUGUUCUCCAGCGUCGUGGCUCAGGCUGAGUCUGUCCGCCAGCUGAAGGCUGACAAGGCUCCCAAGGAGGAGGUGGAGAAGGCUGUCAAGCAGUUGCUUGCUUUGAAGGCUCAGUUCAAAGAGCAGACCGGUUUGGACUACAAGCCUGGUAUGACCCCAACUUCCCCGGCCGCUGCCACCACCACUGCCUCUUCCUCCUCCUCUUCCUCCACCUCUUCCUUCUCCUCCUCCUCCUCCUCCUGUAUCUACACCAGGGUGACCGAGCAGGGCGAGCUGGUCAGGAAGUUGAAGACCGAGAAGGCCCCCAAGGACCAGAUUGACGCAGCAGUGAAGCAGCUCCUGGCUCUCAAGGCGGAGUUCAAACAGAUCACCGGUCAGGAUUAUAAACCUGGAAUGACUCCCACAAAUGCUGCUCCUCCCACCGCCACCGUCACAACCACCACCUCCACCUCCUCCUCCUCCUCCUCCUCCUCCUCCUCCUCCUCUUCCUCUGCUCCAGGAGGCCUGUAUGAGCAGGUCUCUCAACAGGGAGAUGCUCUGAGGAAACUUAAGGCUGAAAAAGCACCCAAGGACCAGAUUGACGCAGCAGUGAAGCAGCUCCUGGCUCUCAAGGCGGAGUUCAAACAGAUCACCGGUCAGGAUUAUAAACCUGGGAUGACUCCUCCAUCGAACGCUGCUUCUUCCUGCCCCAAGACUACCACCACCACCUCCUCUUCCAUCUCCUCCUCCCCUGCUCAUUCAGGCCUGUAUGAGCAGGUCUCUCAACAGGGAGAUGUUUUGAGGAAACUUAAGGCUGAAAAAGCACCCAAGGACCAGAUUGACGCAGCAGUGAAGCAGCUCUUGGCACUCAAGGCGGAGUUCAAACAGAUCACCGGUCAGGAUUAUAAACCUGGGAUGACUCCUCCCUCCAACGCUGCUCCUUCCUGCCCCAAAACCACCACCACCUCGACCUCCUCCUCUUCCUCCUCCUCCUCCCCUGCUCAUUCUGGCCUGUAUGAGCAGGUCUCUCAACAGGGAGAUGUUUUGCGGAAACUUAAGGCUGAUAAAGCACCCAAGGACCAGAUUGACGCAGCAGUGAAGCAGCUCCUGGCUUUCAAGGCGGAGUUCAAACAGAAAACCGGUCAGGAUUAUAAACCUGGGAUGACUCCUCCCUCCAACGCUGCUCCUUCCUGCCCCAAAACCACCACCACCUCGACCUCCUCCUCCUCCUCCUCCUCCUCCUCCUCCCCUGCUCAUUCUGGCCUGUAUGAGCAGGUCUCUCAACAGGGAGAUGUUUUGAGGAAACUUAAGGCUGAUAAAGCACCCAAGGACCAGAUUGACGCAGCAGUGAAGCAGCUCCUGGCUCUCAAGGCGGAGUUCAAACAGAAAACCGGUCAGGAUUAUAAACCUGGAUCUCCUCCCUCCAACGCUGCUCCUCCCUGCCCCAAAACCACCAGUACCUCCUCCUCUUCCUCUUCCUCAUCUGCUCAUUCAGGCCUGUAUGAGCAGGUCUCUCAACAGGGAGAUGUUUUGAGGAAACUUAAGGCUGAAAAAGCACCCAAGGACCAGAUUGACGCAGCAGUGAAGCAGCUUCUGGCUCUCAAGGCGGAGUUCAAACAGAUCACCGGUCAGGAUUAUAAACCUGGGAUGACUCCUCCCUCCAACGCUGCUCCUCCCUGCCCCAAAUCCACCACCACCACCCCCACCACCACCUCCUCCUCCUCCUCCUCCUCUGCUCCGGGAGGCCUGUAUGAGCAGGUCUCUCAACAGGGUGAGGUUGUGAGGAAACUGAAGACAGAAAAAGUACCCAAGGACCAGAUUGACGCAGCAGUGAAGCAGCUCCUGGCUCUCAAGGCAGAGUUCAAACAGAUCACCGGUCAGGAUUAUAAACCUGGGAUGACUCCUCCCACAAAUGCUGCUCCUUCCUGCCCCAAAACCACCUCCUCCUCUUCCUCCACCACCUCCUCAUCCUCUUCUGCUAAUUCAGGCCUUUAUGAGCAGGUCUCCAAUCAGGGAGAGCUUGUAAGGAAACUCAAGUCUGAAAAGGCCUCAAAGGACCAAGUGGAUGCAGCCGUGAAGCAGCUGCUUGCCCUGAAGGCCGAGUACAAGAAGGAAACGGGCCAGGACUACAAACCCGGGAUGGCUCCCACCCCAGCUGCCCAGGCCCCAGCUGCCAAGGCCCCAGCUGCCCAGGCACCCGCUGCCCAGGCCCCGGGCGGUACUGAGGCCGCUGGCCUGUAUGAGCAGGUAGUUCAGCAGGGGGAAACCCUUAGGAAGCUGAAGAGCGAGAAAGCGCCCAAGGAACAGGUGGACGAGGCCAUCAAGGCUCUGCUGGCUCUGAAGGGCCAGUACAAGACCCUGACGGGCCAGGACUACAAGCCUUUGGCCGCGGCCGGCGCCACUGGAGGAGAGGAGAAGAGCCGCAAGGAGAAGGAGAACAAGUGUGAGAAGCAGGGUGGAGGAGGAGGAGGAGCCAAGAAGGCCAAGGGGGAGAAGCCUGCACCGGGGGGCAAGGAGGGGUCGGGAGGGGCAGGUGGAGAGGGAUCCGGACCCAAGAAACAGACACGGUUGGGGCUAGAAGCCAAGAAAGAAGAAAACCUUUCAGACUGGUACUCUCAAGUGAUCACCAAGUCGGAGAUGAUCGAGUACUACGACGUCAGCGGCUGCUACGUGCUGCGGCCCUGGUCCUACGCCAUCUGGGAGUCCAUCAAGGAGUUCUUUGACGCGGGCAUCAAGAAGCUGGGCGUGGAGAACUGCUACUUCCCCAUGUUCGUGUCGCAGGCCGCCCUGGAGAAGGAGAAGUCUCACAUUGAGGACUUUGCGCCGGAGGUGGCUUGGGUGACCCGUUCAGGAAAUACCGAGCUGGCUGAACCCAUCGCUGUCAGACCCACUAGUGAGACCGCGAUGUACCCAGCCUACGCCAAAUGGGUCCAGUCCCACAGAGACCUGCCCAUCAAGCUCAACCAGUGGUGUAACGUUGUGAGGUGGGAGUUCAAACACCCCCAGCCCUUCCUGAGGACCAGAGAGUUCCUGUGGCAGGAGGGACACACGGCGUUCGCCACCAGGGAGGAGGCAGUAGUCGAGGUGAUGGAGAUCCUGGAGCUGUAUGCCAGGGUGUACGAAGAGCUGCUGGCCAUCCCCGUGGUGCGAGGGCGCAAGACUGAGAAGGAGAAGUUUGCAGGAGGAGACUACACCACCACCGUCGAGGCCUUCAUCUCUGCCAGCGGCAGGGCCAUCCAGGGAGCCACUUCCCACCAUCUGGGGCAGAAUUUCUCCAAGAUGUUUGAGAUCGUUUUUGAGGACCCAAAGAAGCCUGGAGAGAAGCAGUUUGCCUUCCAGAACUCCUGGGGCAUCACCACCAGAACCAUUGGGGUUCUCACCAUGGUCCACGGAGACAACAUGGGGCUGGUGUUGCCCCCUAGGGUGGCCUGUCUGCAGGUCAUCAUCAUCCCGUGCGGUAUCACUGCCUCCCUGCCCGAGGCGGAGAAGGACCUGCUGCUGGCCAAAUGCACCCAGUACAACAGCUGCUUGCUCAAGGCCGACAUCCGUGUCAAGGCUGACGUCAGGGACAACUACUCCCCGGGCUGGAAGUUCAACCACUGGGAGCUGAAGGGAGUGCCGAUCCGUCUUGAGGUGGGUCCUAAGGACGUGAAGCAACACCAGUGUGUGGUUGUGCGACGAGACACCGGAGAGAAGCACACCGUUCCCGAGGCUGAUGUGGUGAAAACUCUGACGACCAUGUUGGAAGACAUCCAGAACAACCUGUUCACCAGGGCAUCCGCUGACUUAAAGAAACACAUGGUGACAGCCGAAACAAUGGAGCAGUUGCAGAAAGAACUAGAACAGGGCAGGAUUGUCCAGAUUCCGUUCUGCGGAGCAAUUAAGUGUGAAGAUUGGAUCAAGAAGACCACAACAAAGGACCAGGACUUGGAGGCCGGGGCCCCCUCCAUGGGAGCCAAGGGCCUCUGUAUCCCCUUCAACCCCCUGAAGACGCUGCAGCCUGGACAGAUGUGUCUCUGUGGCAAAGAGCCUGCCCAGUAUUACACACUGUUUGGUCGCAGCUACUAAAGUAUUGUUCUCCCUGAUCAGACGAAAGAUGGAGAUGAUAACCAUCAACGACCGUUUCCAACAGUACCGUUUUAUAAAAAGGGCUUAUUUUACUUUCUCCUUCCUACUUCCUGUUAAUGUUAUUUAGUUUCCUAGAUGUAGAGGGCUCUGAUAAUUUGUUGGAAACAGUGGUUUUACAUGUUGUUUUUUUUACACAAGACAGCACUAAGGUGAAGGGCGGACUGUUUCAAUUCUACUGUUCUGUAGGAAAGUACCGUUACAGCAGUCUAGCCUUGGGCAAAUGGACGCCACUGCCUGCAACACCACCUAGAAGGGGAGCCUAAUUAUUUUAUUUUUAAAGAUCCAAGCCGUGCUUCCUGCAGGUAGCAGGGCAUCACUGAUGGUGAAGCGAUUUAAACCACUGUGAUCUUUAGAAGUUGACAUAACUUUAUUAGUGUUUGUUCAGCUAAAGUAAGAAUUUAAAGAAUUUAAAAAAAGAUAUAUAUAGAAAAUAUUAAUCAGGUUGUUCCGUGGUGAGCAACUCCUAACUCAGGACAAAUUAAGCUGAAAUUCUUCACACUAUCAAGCCUUCUGUAUCUAGGACUAGUGAUACAGCCAAUACCUUCCUGAUGCAUCCUCAUUCAUUUUACUUUGAGAACCAGAGCCUGAUCAUGUCUGUCAUCUAAAUACUGUGGUAAUUAACUUAAGCCUUCUAUUCUGUUUCCAUUUAGACCAUACAACCAAUAUAUCCCUCCCCUGUAAUUAAAACAAACAGAAAAACAAUACUACCCAUUUGCUGUGCUUUUAUUUCAUGCGUUGAAGUUGGUGAAAAAAAGUUUGCUUUUUUUAAAUAAAGUUACAAUACUGAGAGAUCAUUAUCUAGUUUAC
Gadus chalcogrammus (walleye pollock) is the source of this 7513-nucleotide messenger RNA. RefSeq names its product glutamyl-prolyl-tRNA synthetase 1 (gene eprs1). The coding region runs from base 356 to 6646 and encodes 2096 amino acids. Lineage: Eukaryota; Metazoa; Chordata; Actinopteri; Gadiformes; Gadidae. The transcript is spliced from 40 exons. Gene Ontology annotation, cellular component: cytoplasm; aminoacyl-tRNA synthetase multienzyme complex. The record is from RefSeq and is a predicted model, not a curated record. Gene Ontology annotation, molecular function: proline-tRNA ligase activity; glutamate-tRNA ligase activity; ATP binding. Gene Ontology annotation, biological process: prolyl-tRNA aminoacylation; glutamyl-tRNA aminoacylation; translation.